This is a messenger RNA of Rotaria socialis, 321 nucleotides long. NCBI's taxonomy places the organism in Eukaryota, Metazoa, Rotifera, Eurotatoria, Philodinida, Philodinidae. The record is from the annotation of a GenBank genome assembly.
AUGAACUCACCUAAACUUAAUGUUUGGUGUGCUAUGUCAAAAAAUAAAUUGUUAGGACCAUAUUUCUUUGAAGAUGAUACUGUUAAUGUGGCAAAUUAUUUAUUAAUGCUUGAAACGUUUUUUAUUCCAGAGAUUAGAAAAUUACACAAGUUUCGUUCAGCUAUAUUUCAACAGGAUGGAGCUUCUCCUCAUUUCUCUAUUGAUGUACGACGUUGUUUGAAUGAUCAUUUUCCUGGAAGGUGGAUUGGCAGAGGUGGUUCAAUUCGAUGGGCUCCACGGUCACCUGAUUUAACACCACUUGCCUUUUUUCUGUGGGGGUGA